Messenger RNA from Hemibagrus wyckioides, 2909 nucleotides. It is a transcript of the gene mmp11b, whose product is annotated as matrix metallopeptidase 11b. The transcript has 8 exons. The coding region runs from base 387 to 1847 and encodes 486 amino acids. Gene Ontology annotation, molecular function: zinc ion binding; metalloendopeptidase activity. The record is from RefSeq and is a predicted model, not a curated record. Gene Ontology annotation, cellular component: extracellular matrix. Gene Ontology annotation, biological process: collagen catabolic process; extracellular matrix organization; proteolysis. Lineage: Eukaryota; Metazoa; Chordata; Actinopteri; Siluriformes; Bagridae.
AGAAAGAAAGAAAGGAUGCUAUUUGAAGAAAAGGGGAACAAAGAAAUCUGAGGGUAUAAAACCUCUGCAGCAGUGCGACUCUCCUGCACUGCAUCAGCUGAGGAGCGCGCGCUCCUUCUUUUCCAAACUCUCUCUGUUUCUUUCCAUCUCUCUCUUUCUGUCAGUCUGUCUGUCUAUCUCUUUCUCAUUCUCUCUCCCUCUCUCUCUGUCUGUCUUCCAUCAAGUGUCCAGCGCGUGCGAGUUGUGGUCCGGUUGGGAUCGAGGCACGCGUCGCAGGUGCUGUUCGGGUUCGAACUGGGUGAGCGCGCGCGCAAGUGUUGUUAUUCUUCGAGUUGCGCGCGACUUUUUUCAAAUAAAUAAAUAAAUAAAUAAACAAAGAGACCACGAUGACCACGCUGUUGCUGCUGCUGUCCUGCGCGAUGUGCGUUCACUCUCUGCCGCUGGGGGACAGCAGGACCAUCCGCAGGUACAUGGACGAGACGCCUUGGCCAGAGAAGAUUCAUCAUAAUGGUUUGAAAAAGAGGGGAAGGCUACCGCAUGCCCAAAGCACGCUGCACGAAGACGUUAAGAGGUGGCAACAUCAUCCCGCUGUCCCCAAGAACGGCAGUGAUGCCUGGAACAGGCCACGGUGUGGAGUCCCAGACUUCCCUUCAAAGCAAGACAGCUUCUAUGACGUAGUAUGGAGCCGGGGCCAACAUGGCGGACGGUAUAGACGCAAGAGAUUUGCUACAGUGAAGGGAUGGAACAAAACCAGCUUCACUUACAAGAUCCUGAGGAAGCCGUGGCAGAUGACUUGGGAGAAAGUGCGGGAGGUGUUCAGGGAAGCUGUACAGGUCUGGAGUCAUGUCACUCCUCUCACCUUCACCGAGGUUCAAUCGGGACAUGCUGACAUCAUCAUCGACUUCGCUAGGUAUGAACAUGGAGACAAGCUGCCUUUCGAUGGUCAAGGAGGAAUCUUGGCCCAUGCUUUCUUUCCGGGAACCCACCGGCAAGGAGAAAUGCACUUUGACUAUGAUGAGCAAUGGACUUUAGGCAACGGAAUGGGUACAGACUUGCUGCAGGUGGCCGUUCAUGAGCUCGGACACACUCUCGGGCUGCAGCACUCCAGAGCUCACGGCUCGGUGAUGUCCCCCUACUAUAUCUACUCCUACCCACCUCAGCUCAGCAAGGACGACGAGAGUGGCAUCCAGUCCCUGUACGGCAUCAAGGUUUUUCAUCAGAAGGAGCCAGAGUUAGAAACCAAUGACAUCAUUCCAGUACCUGAUGCCUGUAACACAGACUUCGACGCCGUGUCGAUGAUCCGCGGCGAGCUGUUCUUCUUUAAAUCGGGCUAUGUGUGGCGUAUCCGCGAUGGCAAACUGCAGGAUGGGUAUCCCGCUUUAGCCUCCAGACACUGGCGUGGAAUUCCUCAUAAUAUAGACGCGGCGUAUGAGGACACAUCUGGAAAUAUCUGGUUCUUUAAAGAUCAGAAUUACUUGGUGUAUGAUGCUGAAAAGCAAAUCAGAGGACCAGAGCCGGUGCAGAGCCUGGGACUUCCUGUUAAUAGCAUCCAGGCAGCCUUGAUGUGGGGUGAAGACAAGACCCAGAAGGUGUACUUCUUUAAGGGAGAAAACUACUGGCGUUUUAACCCCCAGGAGAACUGGGUGGACAUGAGUUAUGCUCGCACCAUGUUAGACUGGAGAGGAAUCCCCAAUGACAUUGACGCUGCUUUCCAGGAUCGCUAUGGUUUUGCCCAUUUCCUGAAAGGCAGACAGUAUUGGAAGUUUGACCCAGUGGAUGUCAGGGCUCUAAAGGAAUACCCCCGCAGCAUCGGCAUGGACUUCUUCAAUUGCCCCGAUUACAAAUAACUCUAAACCUCCACCUCAAACAGAGUUUGAGCAACUGAUCUUGGUUCUUGGUCGCCCGUAUUUCACCCUCAGACAUGUUGUAUGCUAUGGGGUUCUUCCCUUACCCCAAGUACAACAAUACAUAUACCCUCAUCACCAGGCAGGUUGGAUCGAAUGACUCCGAUGAAGAUUUCCAGCCACACGACCUUGACACUUCUCAGGAAAAGCAUGUACGCCUUGCCUUUCCUCAAUUCUUUAUUGUUUCUGCUCUCCUACGCAGAAUAUGUUUAUUUAUUAUCUGUAUAUUUUGCCAUCAUCUUCAGUAUUGUAGUUACUGCGAACUAAACAUCUACGUUUCUUUGUGAAGUGUUUUUUUCUUUUAUUUUUACACACAAAGGUGCUACAGUAACACACAGGGAAGGCUUCCUGUACCUCAGAUGUGAAAUUUUUUAUCCAAAGAAAUCAGCUCAGGUGUGUCAUUAAGGGCUGAGGUAGGAGAAACAUGAGUCUGUCGAAGGCAAACUUGACAUAUAUGCGUAAUUCUUUACGGUUUGUAACUUUCAGAAAGACUGAUACUUACACUGAGUACGAUAAGAUCGAACACCAGCGACAUAAAGUGGGAUCAUUUGUUCCUGCGAGCAAGUUUGCUGUUUUCUUUUUCACCUCAGCAGGCACGAUCUCACAGACACCAUGGCCACACACCCAGGUUUUUCUUUAUUGCAGUUUUAUUUUAAUGAAUUAAAAAACGACAUAUACUUCAUCCAUCCAUAGCUACAUUUUAUGUAAAAAAAAACAAAAAAACAACUUUCACGUAUGUUACAAAGUCUUUUCUCCACUUCCUUACUUUCUUUAUUUUUACUGAGCAUCUGGACAAUGCAGAUCCUGAAGACUUUGCCAUGGCAGAAAACCUAUUGUUAGAAAGCACUGACCACUGACACUGGAAACUCCUGCCAUAAAUGUUACAUAAACAUUGCAGAAAACUUCACCAUGUCAAAAAAUAAAUGUUUUUCAUUCUUAAAGAAAAACAAUCUGUUCAUUAUUAGUGUUUGAUCCUCCAUACUCAUAUAUAUAUAUAUAUAUAUA